AUGCUAGCUAUCUGGGCGCUUCUUUUGACAUCUGUGUCGGGUUUCUUCUUUGAUUUCAAUCAAAAUGGGCAUCAACAACAUCAACAGAACCCACCGGCGUCUUAUGAAGAGCAGGUUUUGAACAACGCAUGCGGCGAUUACCUGUGUCCCGACACACUGGCUUGUGUCAAAAACUCCUGGGAAUGUCCUUGUCCGUUCCCGAAAUCACAGCUGAGAUGUGAGCUUCCUAAAGGCCAGUAUAUUUGCAUUUCGAAACCCGCCACGCAGGACGAAGCUUUGAACGCACUAUAUGACGACCCUGCUAAGGGCCCUAGGAUCCGAUCGAGUGGUUUAAGAGAUUGUGGCUGGGUGGAAAAUGCGUACAAAGGCUCUCUGUGA
This is a messenger RNA of Lachancea meyersii CBS 8951, 378 nucleotides long. The record is from the annotation of a GenBank genome assembly. NCBI's taxonomy places the organism in Eukaryota, Fungi, Ascomycota, Saccharomycetes, Saccharomycetales, Saccharomycetaceae.